CCCCACCAAGACCAACCAUGUCCUUCCCGGUCCUGGUCCCGGUACCCAGCAAUCAGCUCCUUCGCCGCCGGUGGCAUAGUGAUGGUGGUGCUGGACAUAGCCCGGGAGAGCCCCGAGUACGACCCCCACGUCCGUACGGUACUCGACGCCGCCUUGGACGAGGUAAUGGGGCGGCUACGGGCGGCGCCGGACACUUACGUGAUGCGGUCCGACGAGUUUGCCUUGUUCAGCUUCUUUCGGGACAGGUUCGAUGCCACGGAUGGGAUCAUCAUAGGCGCCCGGAAGCGGUAUUGG
This is a messenger RNA of Lasiosphaeria miniovina, 294 nucleotides long. RefSeq lists its product as uncharacterized. The transcript has a single exon. The record is from RefSeq and is a predicted model, not a curated record. NCBI's taxonomy places the organism in Eukaryota, Fungi, Ascomycota, Sordariomycetes, Sordariales, Lasiosphaeriaceae. The annotation marks the transcript as partial.